Lottia gigantea (owl limpet) is the source of this 1775-nucleotide messenger RNA. RefSeq lists its product as hypothetical. Gene Ontology annotation, biological process: meiotic sister chromatid cohesion, centromeric; protein phosphorylation; mitotic spindle assembly checkpoint signaling. The record is from RefSeq and is a predicted model, not a curated record. Gene Ontology annotation, molecular function: protein kinase activity; ATP binding. NCBI's taxonomy places the organism in Eukaryota, Metazoa, Mollusca, Gastropoda, Lottiidae. The coding region runs from base 1 to 798 and encodes 265 amino acids. The transcript is spliced from 5 exons.
AUGCAGAGACAAUUAGAUAUAAAUUUCAAAAUUAAUUUUUUUACUGAUAAAUUUAUAUUUCAGACUGAUUCAAUACUAACAGUAAAAAAAGGUUAUUUUUUCCAUAAUGGUAGCUGUUUAGUACAAGAUUACUAUCCACAGGGAACUUUAUUGAAUCUCGUGAAUACUCUAAAGUUAUCCCCGUCGUUAUCAAUGGCUGACCUGGAACCGUUUGUGACCUAUAUAACUAUAGAGUUAUUACAUAUGAUACAUAACUUACAUCAGUGUCAGAUUAUACACGGUGAUAUUAAACCUGAUAACUUUCUCCUACAGAAUAUCCCUAACAUCACAGUUUCUCAUGAUAAAUUAAAAGUGUUUGAUAAAUACACCAAGGUAUUAAAGUUAAUAGAUUACGGCCAGGCUAUUGAUAUGACCCAGUUUCCUAAAGGAACAGUAUUUCUAGCUAAAGUUGAUACUGAUGGUUUUAAAUGUAUUGAAAUGAGAACAGAUCAGCCAUGGACAUACCAGACUGAUCUAUUUGGUGUAAUUGGUACAAUACAUGUGUUAAUAUUUGGUAAAUAUAUGAACGUCUAUCAGAGUAAAGGAAAAUGGCAUGCUGCUAGUUCUAUACACAGAAAAUGGAAUCAGAGGCUGUGGAAAGAAUUAUUUGAUACGCUGUUAAAUAUACCAAACUGUGAAGAGUUACCUAACUUGUCUGCACUACGACUCAAGUUUGAGGACUAUUUUAUGCGUGAUCUAGUUUCUAAAUAUAAUCAAGUAGCUGACUCGAUUCGUACAGAAAUGUUGUUAAAAUCUUAGUCUUUUUUAAGGUUGGGCGACAGUUUGCUUUACAAGGUUUUCUAUUCAUCACUUACUAAAAAAGGAAAAUCCGAGUAAACAGUGUGAGGUUGGUCCUUAGAAUAAGAAAGUUUUGAUAUGAAUAAGUCGGCACUCUGAGAUUUACAUUUACAGAGAGAAAUCUUCAGCCAAAAUUUUGUUAACUUUCUGGGAGAGUAGUGUUUAUAUUUUUAUCAACGUAAAAUCAUUUUAAGGUUUUUUGAAGCUGAUAUUCAUAUUUAAUUUACCUACCAAUGUUGGAAGAUAUUAGCAUGUGUAUAGAUGUAUAUAAGUUUGCUAUUUAACUGAAUUAUUAGAUGUAGCCAUUGUCCUUCAAAAACCAUUUUGAAACAAAAAAGUGAACAGCCAUUUUUGCCUAGGUUUAAUUUGAAUAUGAAUGAAUUAUGUAUCCAUAUUUCCUGGGUUUUUAUUAAUUGUCAUUCUACCUAUUUCUUUAUUUUCUUCUUCUCCUCUUUCUACAUGUAUAUUAUCAUGUUCUUUGACUGUUAUACGGGCGCUUGAUUGUUGAGUUCUGCACAUUCUUGUUACAUGGAAUCAACAGCAAGUUCAAUUAAACAAGUUUGAACAGAUUUCGAAUGCGCUCCAGUAGGUGUAAACAAAUUAAAAUUGUGGAGAGAGAAAUAGACGGGUAAAUUUUAUCCACUUCCAUACUGUUCCAUAGAAGACAGAUGGCAGACUACAAUCUCCAGCCCUGGCAUUUUGUGACAUGGUGUUUAUCAGGUUAGGUCAAAAGGUUCAAGAGGGCUGUCAUUAGACCCUAACUGAAGUAAUUGAAAAAAAAGAUGGAAUGAAAGAUUGGUCUAAUUUUAAUUAGACUGUACAGAACUCACCAAUCAAGUGGAAACCAUAAACUGUUACCUUUUAACUGUAAGUCUGUGUAUUGUUAAUAUAUUCUCCUUCAUCAAGGUCAGUAAUGUGAAUAAAGAAAUUUAAUUGUU